Molecule: messenger RNA, 669 nt
Organism: Trichoderma aggressivum f. europaeum
Lineage: Eukaryota; Fungi; Ascomycota; Sordariomycetes; Hypocreales; Hypocreaceae
Exons: 2
Coding region: 1-669 (222 amino acids)
Biological process (GO): mitotic sister chromatid segregation
Cellular component (GO): MIS12/MIND type complex; kinetochore
Source: RefSeq, a predicted model, not a curated record
AUGGAUUCCGAGUCGGUCGUCUCGCAGGUCCAGCGCAAGAUCGAGCUCCAGAGCCCCGAAGAUCUCGCUUACCUCAUCACCAACGUCCGCAAUGCGGCGGUCGAGCACCUCAACGAAGCGUUUCCGCCGGUCGAGGGCGCCGAGGAGGAUGAGCUGCGCAUCCAGAUCGAGUUGCUCGUGAAUGAGUACAUCAACAAAACCUUUUCGCUAGCCGCGCCCAACCUCAUCAUCAACGGCCUUCCCGUAUCGCCCGACGUCCUCCGAGGCUCCGCGUCGGCGCCAGACACCGUCUACGAGCCCUUCGACACGCGCAAGCGCCGCCAGGUCGCCGACCUCAUCACGCAGGAGGAGAAGCUGCUCGAGGACGUGGCGGCGCUCAAGCGCUCCGUGCCCGCCAAAGUCGCCGCCGACCACGCCGAGCGCGUCCGCGCGGCCAUGCGGCAGGACGACGACGACCUCCACGACCGGGUGGCCAGGGACGCUGCCGCGGCGCAGCGCGAGGCCGGCGCGCUGGGGGUGGCCCAGCUGCAGCGCCAGGAGGGCGUCGAGGCCGGUUUCCAGAGCGCCGUUCAGGGGCUGAACCGGCUCAAGAGGGACAUGCCGGCCGUCGUGGCCAAGAUGGAGAGGGCGAGGGUCGCGGGCGAGUACGUCGUCACCAAGGGGCGGUGA